GUCAGAUAUCACUCAGUCACCAGUCGUCCGUUAUUUUUUCAUUGGUGGUCACCAUGACAUCAUUAAAUACCGGAGAGGAAUACCGGGAGACCUUAGAGGUUUUGAUGUAGAGAUGAGGAUUUCCUGUCGGAUGCGGCAAACCGGCAUCAUUGCUCUGCAGAUAUCUUGACUGAAAGUUUGGACGUUCUGGAACUCUGGACUCUAUCUGUAAAUCAAAGCCAUGGGGAAGGAUUACUAUAAGAUCCUUGGCAUAACGUCAGGCUCUAAUGAAGAUGAAAUCAAAAAGGCCUAUAGAAGGAUGGCCCUAAAGUUCCAUCCAGACAAAAACAAGGAUCCCAAUGCUGAAGAGAAGUUUAAAGAGAUAGCAGAGGCUUAUGAGGUUCUGAGUGACCCAAAGAAGAGAGUCAUCUAUGAUCAAUACGGCGAGGACGGUUUGAAAACAGGUGGCACAGGCUCAUCUAGUGGACAGGGGACUACAUAUCACUACACCUUUCAUGGGGAUCCACAUGCCACCUUUGCUUCUUUCUUUGGAGGCUCCAACCCCUUCGAUAUAUUCUUUGGUUCUGGACGCCAACGGGGAACCACCAAUGGCACUAAUGACCAUAGUGGUGAUCAUGACAUGGACAUUGACAUGGAUGGAGAUGAUGAUCCUUUCAGCUCCUUUAGCCACUUUGGCUUCAAUGGUAUCAAUGGUUUUCAUCACGGUGGAGGUCGAAGACAUCGUAAUGAGCCCCUUCAUGGUGGCCGGAGGAAAGUACAGGACCCUCCAGUGGUACAUGAGCUUAAAGUGUCUCUAGAAGAGAUCUUCCAUGGAUGUACCAAGCGGAUGCGAAUCACUCGCCGAAGACUGAACCCAGAUGGAAGGACAAUGAGGACAGAGGACAAGAUCCUUAACAUUGUCAUCAAGAGAGGCUGGAAGGAAGGGACCAAGAUCACCUUUCCCAAAGAAGGUGAUGAGACGCCUGAGAACAUUCCUGCUGAUAUUGCAUUUGUGCUCAAAGACAAAGGGCACCCUCUCUUCAAAAGAGAUGGAUCCAACAUCAUUUACACAGCCAAGAUUGGUCUUAAGGAGGCGUUGUGUGGCUGUACAGUGAACAUUCCCACCAUUGACAACCGAGCGAUCACAUUGCCCUGCAGCGAUAUCAUCAAACCAGGCACAAUCAAGAGACUGCGUGGAGAAGGCCUACCUUUCCCAAAAAAUCCGUCUCAGCGUGGGGAUUUGAUAGUGGAGUUCCAGGUGCGCUUCCCAGACAGAAUACCACCUCAGUCCAGAGAGAUCAUCAAACAGCACCUACCACAGUCUUAGAGGAAGUUCAGUGGAUUCCCUGUAAAACACACCGUUUUCCCCAAACAAACAGAUACUGAAUUCGAAGAGGGACAAAUAUGUCGUAAGGACCAGAGGCUCAUUUGAUAUUUUGUUACAGUUUUACCUAAUUUAUUAUCACUUUCUCUGAACAUUUGGAAAGCUGAUUUUUUUGGGAUGUUGAAGUAGUUUGUGUUCAUGCCGAGGCUCAUGACUUUCAACUAGGAUAUUAUUUUAAGAAUUAUUUUUAUUUUAUUAUUAUUUUCCCUUAACGGUUUUUAUCCUCUUCUAUCAACAUGUCGAAGGCAAACAUUUACAAGAAAGGCAGAAAGACUGAUUUGUUGGAUGGUAGGUUAAUAUAUUUGGUGUAAUGACGGACACGAGGAUCAUCCAACAACAGCUGGCUAUUUAUUCUGGAUUUGAAUCUGUUAUUUUGUAGCAGAUUAAAUUCCUUUCCCUUGUAAUAAUCUCAUUUUAAAUGAAGUGAUAAGACAACUUGCCAGUGUUGGAGACUUUUGGAUUUUUAGGAUUUUUGAGCACCAGCAGAGCCAUUUGGUAACUAUUUGAUAUAUUUCAACUCCCUCACGUAUCUCAGCAGUCUACAGGUAUCUAUGGUGGUGUGAUUGCAGGAUUUUUGAGGUCACAGAAAUUUUGAGUGCCUUAAUGUGGCUCAAACCAGCUAUUUUAGUUUCAUAAGUGAAGAGCUUAGGCUAUUGUUGAAAAAUACUGUAAUUACAGUAAUUUGCCAUUUCAGUACCCAAAAGCAAUGUAUGGCAGUAACCAUCAUUUUAGGGAUAGUUUACCCAAAAAGGAUAAAUUGGAAGGAAUAAUGCAGUAAUCUUCAUGGUGCUCUUAAAGGGAUAGUUGAUCAAAAAAUGAAAAUUCGGUCAUUAUUUACUCACCCUCGUUCCAAACACGUAAGACAUUCAUUCAUCUCAGGAACACAAAUUAAGAUAUUUUCUUUAAAUACAAGAGCUUUCUAACCCUGCAUAGAAUGAAAGGGUGCUCCCACGAUCUAGGCUCAGAAAUGUAGUAUGAAGAUAUAAAAUUAAAAUGGCUCAUGUGACAUCAGUGGUUCAACCGUAAUUUUUAUGAAGCUACAAGAACACAUUUUGUAUGCAAAGAAAGCAAAAUGAACUCCUUGCUAUAUUUCUGAGCCUUAAUCACGUAAGGACCCUUGCUAUCUAUGGAGGGUCAGAAAGCUCCCGGACUUCAUUAAAACUAUUUUAAUUUGUGCUCUAAAGAUGAACGCAGGUCUUAAGAAUCAAAAGAGGGUGAGUAAUUAAUGACAGAAUUUAGAUUUUUUUGAUUUUGAUUAUUCUAUCCCGUUAAUAUAUAAUGUCAUAAUGUUUGUGUGGUACACAUGAGGAGUUAACUAGCAGAAUAUCUAGGCUGUUUUUCCAAACAAUGGAAAGUAGACAAUGACUUUGAAGCUAAAAAAAGAUUAAAAAUACUAUAUUAUAAAGUGGAGGAUAGUCUUCCCUUUCUCUCUCUCUCUCUCUCGCGCUCUCUCUCGCUCGCUCACACACACACACACUUUUAAUUUAAUAAGGUGCAAAGGGAAAAGAAACUAUAAAAACAUCACCAUAGGCAGUAUCUUAUGUAGCCAAGUUAUAUCCUAGGUUACAUAUUUGACACAUCACAUGGAUCAUAUACAAAGCAAAAAACUUUGACCUAGAAUAUCUAGUAUAAAAAUGGUCAGACUUGGUCUGACAAAUAGUCCUUGCUGAGAGUUUUUUGUUAUUAACAUUAUGUUAUUAACUGAGAGCAGGAAAAUUUCAGUGAAUAACAAAUUCUUUGAAUAAUGAAUUCUGGUCUGUUCCAGUGUCAGGUUGUUCUGUGAAAGUUUGCCAGCUGAUCACAAAUCACUUUCAUUGUAUGAAAAUGAACAGCCUCAAUAACACAUUUUGUAUAUCAUUUAAAAUAUCAUUUAAGCAACAUAAUUUUAAAUAAAUGAUUGGGGAGGGAUAGCUAUUGAAAAAUGCUCAUUUACUUCACUAUAAACACCAUCCCACACGUUAAAAGAAACCCAAACACUGAAGUUGAAAAGACCAUAUUUAAUCCGAUAUGAAAAAGUAAAUAUAAAAAUUAAAGGGAGAACUGUGAUGUUAAGUGUUUUCUUUUAUGAAAGGCAGUCCUUUAUUGUUCAGUAAGCACAGCUAUAGCUUUUUUAUGAAGUUAUGAGGGAACUGUUUUUUUGAACCGCUUUUUACUACAACCGUUUCAGUAUACUGUAUUUCACACUUUUAAAUGUGUGCAAUGUGAAAUCAUUUGCAAUAGUUCUCUGUAUUUUAGUUUAGAUUUAUAUAAAGUGCAAAGCCUCCCUUUCAGUUGAUUUGUGAUGUACCAUCUUUCUAUAGUAACAGCAGCCUUUGAGAAACCGUAUUUUCUAUAUAAACAACAAUUUUCAUAUUUCCAAGGAUCCUUGCAGGAUUUCUCUUACACAGUCAUAACUGUUAUUUAAUACUUGCUGUAUUUGGUGAUGAAAUGAAAGUAUGGAGGAACAUAACCUUUUUAAUGUCAUGUUGUUUUAUUAUGUGCUGGUGUAUGAUUGGAUUGUUGUACCAUUGUACUCAACAGACUUUUGGACAUCCAGCCACUUCUGUUUUGAAUUUGAAUGUCAACUUUAAAAUGUCUCAUGUUUAUUACUUCUGUCCUCAUGUAUGAGACAGUAUUAAAUGCAGCUCCCUGCACCCAAUGGGAGGAUAAAUCAAUGCAGAA
Messenger RNA from Puntigrus tetrazona (Sumatra barb), 4024 nucleotides. It is a transcript of the gene dnajb5, whose product is annotated as DnaJ heat shock protein family (Hsp40) member B5. Gene Ontology annotation, cellular component: cytosol. The coding region runs from base 221 to 1306 and encodes 361 amino acids. Gene Ontology annotation, biological process: negative regulation of transcription by RNA polymerase II. Gene Ontology annotation, molecular function: protein-folding chaperone binding. The record is from RefSeq and is a predicted model, not a curated record. The transcript is spliced from 4 exons. Lineage: Eukaryota; Metazoa; Chordata; Actinopteri; Cypriniformes; Cyprinidae.